Eurytemora carolleeae is the source of this 4137-nucleotide messenger RNA. RefSeq names its product mucin-22. The record is from RefSeq and is a predicted model, not a curated record. The coding region runs from base 486 to 4055 and encodes 1189 amino acids. The transcript has 6 exons. Lineage: Eukaryota; Metazoa; Arthropoda; Copepoda; Calanoida; Temoridae.
UUUUAUUCUUAUUAUUCCUGGAAAAUAAAAUAAAAGGCAUCGAAGCAGGAUUUCUGGAUGACUUAGUAAGUAACCUUGGUAGCUUCAUCAAUACUUUUCAGAGCCAGGUCAUCAUCAACUCAACAACAAUCGAAGAUUCUAUUUCAUCAGUAAUCAACAACUUUAAUCAAACUUACACCACCAACAAAGCAACUAAUUCUACAACUAAAACUACUGCUGAUGGGAAUAUAACAACAACAACAAUAAAUAAUACGACUGACGGGAAUAUAACAACGACACCAACAGCAUAUUCUGCUUCCGAUGGGAACAAAACAUCAACAACAACAACGGCAAUUACUACGGCAGAAGGAAAUAUAUCAACACCAACAACAACGGCUAACACUUCCUCCAAUGGGAAUAUAACAACGACAACAACAAAAGAAAAUACUACGGCUGGCGGGAAUAUAACAACGACAACAGCUAAUUCUGCAGCCGAUGGAAACAUUAUGACAACAACAACAACAACAACAACAGUUUAUACUUCGACCAAAGGGAAUAUUACAACGACAACAACAGGUUAUUCUGCCGCCGAUGGGAACAUAACAGCAACUACAACAAAAAAUACGGCAGAAGGGAAUAUAACAACAACAACAACAGUAAACAAUACGACUGAAGGGAAGAUAACAACCAUGUCAACAGCUUAUUCUGCUGCCAAUGGGAACAAAACAUUAACAACAACAACAGCAAAUACAACGGCAUACGGGAAAAUAACAACAACAACAACAUAUAACACUUCGUCUGAUGGGAAUAUAACAACUACAACAACAACAACAACAAAAGAAAAUACUGUGAAUGGCGGGAAUAUAACAACGACAACAAAAGCUAAUUCUGCAGCUGAUGAAAACAUAACGACAACAACAACAGCAACAGCUAAUACUACGACCAAAGGGAAUAUUACAACAACAAAAACUACGGCAGAAUGGAAUAUAAUAACAACAACAACAACAACGACUAACACUAAGCCAGAUGGGAAUAUAACCAAAACAACAACGGUAAAUACUACGACUGAAGAGAAUAUAACAACUACGACAACAGCUAAUUCUGCAGCUAUUGGAAAUAUAACAAGGACAUCAACAACAGCAGCUAAUACAACAAUCGAAUGGAAUAUUUCAACAACAACAACAACAGCAAUCGCUAAUACUACAGCUAAUGGCAAUAUAACAACGACAAUGACAACUACGGCCGAUGGGAAAAUAACAGCAACGACAACAACGGUUAAUUCUACAGCCAAAGGUAAUAUAACAACGACACCAUCAGCUAAUUCUACAGUCAAUGGUAACAUAACAACAACAACAGCUAAUACUAUAGCCGUUGGAAGCAUAACAACAACAACAACAACAGCGUCAUCCAAUGCUUCAUCAUAUGGUAACUUAACUACGAUAACAACAGUUUAUACAACAACUAAUGGAAAUUUUACACCAACAACAUCAACUUCUAUAGUUGUUGGAAAUGUGACAACAACACCACCAACAUUAACAUCUUCUAAUUCUACUGAUGCUACUACAAUUGGGAAUGUAGGAACAACAUCAACCACUAAAACCACAACUUCAAGUACAACAACAACAACUGCUAAUCCUUCAAACAGUACAAUGGUUACAAGUAUAUUCAAUGGUACAGCCACAAUCACUUUAACAACGACUAAUGUAACGGUUCUAAACGUAACAACAGGUAACAGUACUACUUUAACAGAUAUACCAUCCAUCAAUGGCAGUGCUAGUGUGAGCGUGAAAACAACUGAUGAAGUGGCAAAUUUUAAUGUCACAACCGUAAAUGGAAGCGUUAAGCUAAAUGUAUCAUUUGAAAGAAGUGAUAUUGGUUUGAUUUCAACAACAGUUAAUGGAACAACGGUUUUAAAUAUGACAUCAGUUGAUGGAACAAUAGCUUUGAAUAUGACAACUAUUAAUGGAACAACUGCUUUGAAUAUGGCAACAGUAAAGGGAACAACUGCUUUGAAUAUGGCAACAGUAAAUGGAACAACAGCUUUGAAUAUCACAACUGUAAUUGGAACAACUUCUUUGAAUAUGACAACAGUAAAGGGAACAACUGCUUUUAAUGUGACAACAGUAAAUGGAACAACUGAUUUGAAUUUGACAACAAACAAUGGAACGUCAACUUUAGAUAUGACAACAUUUAAUGGAAUAUGUGUUUUAAAUAUCACAAUAGUUAAUGGAACAGCUUCUGUAAAUAUGACAACUGUUAAUGGAACAAUUGCAUUAAAUAUUAAAUCGGUGAAUGGAAAUGUAACAUUACAUGUGCUCUCUGUAAAUGGAACAAUAUUAAGAAAUAUCACUAUAGGCAAGGAUACAGCUAAUAUACUUGUAAGAUACGUUCACAAUACAACUUUUGUAACAAUUGUCAACGACACAAUUGAUAUAACAACACCGGCCGUAUGGAACACGACAACAUUACCAACGUUAACAACAACAACAGUAAAUUCAACUACCACAAUUGGGAAUUCAACAGCAAAGCCAGCAGUUAAUGCAACAAUUUCAACUAGCCCGCCUAUUAAUGCAACAACAACGACACAUACAUCAACAACAACAACGUCAGCAGUUAAUGCAACAACUUCAGCUGGUCCGCCUAUUAAUGCAACAACAAUGGCAUCUACAUCAACAACAACAACGUCAGCAGUCAAUGCAACAACAUCAGCCAUCCUGCCUAUAAAUACAACAACAACGACAUUUACAUCAACAACAACAAAGUCAACAGGUAAUGCAACAACAUCAGCUAGCCCGUCUAUUAAUGUAUCAACAACGACAUAUGCAUCAACAACAACAAUGUCAGCAGUUAAUGCAACAACAUCAGCUAGCCCGUCUAUUAAUGUAUCAACAACGACAUAUACAUCAACAACAACAAAGUCAACAGUUAAUGCAACAACAUCAGCUAGCCCGCCUAUUAAUGUAACAACAACGACAUAUACAUCAACAACAACAACGUCAGCAGUCAAUGCAACAACAUCAGCCAUCCCGCCUAUAAAUACAACAACAACGACAUUUGCAUCAACAACAACAAAGUCAACAGGUAAUGCAACAACAUCAGCUAGCCCACCUAUUAAUGUAACAACAAAGGUUCCCACAGCAAGCUCUACAACAGCUCAGCCCUCUGUGGUUGUCAGCAACAGUUUAGAAGAAUUAAACAAGAUCAGCUCUCAGCUUAACAAUGUUCAAACAUUCCUUCUAAACCUUUUAAAGAGUAGUGCGACUGGUCGGAGAAGAAAGAGAAGACAAACCCAAACUUCAACCUGCUCUAAUCUUAUCACGAAAAUAGAAACUCUAAACAGCCUGGUUGCUACCGGUAGCAGAUCUGGUAGCUAUGAUGCUGCUACUAUUACUACAUUGAGCAGUUCUAUUCUAGACCUCAGUUCGAGUGGAGUAACUUGCAGCACUGAGGAGCAAACUCGUCUUCAAUCCGCCUCACAACAGCUAGUAGAUUCUACUAACCUGGUUCAAGCAUCUAUUCAAUCUGCAGCAACAGCAACAAUAACAACAUCAACUACAAUAACCGCCACUUCAACAACAACAACAACACCCAAUUCACCAACAACAACAACCAUUUCAACAACAAAAACAACAACAACUUCAACUACAACAACAACAACAACAUCAACUACAACAACAACCACUUCAACAACAACAACAUCAACUACAACAACACCCAAUUCACCACCAACAACUACAACAACAACAACAACAAAAACAACAACAACCAUUUCAACUACAACAACAACAACCACUUCAACUACAACAACAACCACUUCAACUACACCAACAACAACCACUUCAACUAUAACAACAACUAAAAUUACAACAACUACAAAAACUACAACAACAACAACAUUAGCAACAGCAUCAACAGCUGCUUCAAUCCCAACAACAGUUUCGACAGCAAUCGACUUGUAUCCCAAGAAAAACACUGUAUUUGUUAAAGGACUUCGGCAGGAUCAACAAAUUCUAAUGUUUUUGGUUAUUUUUGGACUUCUUAUUCUCCCCCAGCAACUAGUCGUAUAUUCACUUUAAAUGAUUAGAAUACUUUAACAAAAUUAUUAUUUUCAUACAUCACAAUUGUAACAAUUAGGAAAUAUAAUUAUUUUUAUUUUAA